This is a messenger RNA of Trichophyton rubrum CBS 118892, 774 nucleotides long. RefSeq lists its product as uncharacterized. The transcript is spliced from 3 exons. The record is from RefSeq and is a predicted model, not a curated record. Lineage: Eukaryota; Fungi; Ascomycota; Eurotiomycetes; Onygenales; Arthrodermataceae. The coding region runs from base 1 to 774 and encodes 257 amino acids.
AUGGUAUCUUCAAGACAACUCAUUCUAGCCUCCGGCUACUUCCGUGAACAAUUCGAUGGCCCAUGGAAGCUGAAGCACCAGACGAAUAGUCGUCAUGUUUUCCAGCUUCCUCUGAAAUGCACCAAUUCAGAGGCAUUCAUGAUCCUUAUAAAGAUACUCCACGGCCAUUCAAUGAAUGUGCCUCGAAAAGUUACGCUUCGGACACUUACCGACAUCGCCCUUCUAGUCGACACCUACAAAUGUCUAGAAGCAGCGGAAAGUUUUGCGGACACCUGGAUCUGCGCACUUAACAGCCGUCUUCCAAAGACUUAUUCGGAAAUUGCGCAUAUGUGGACCUACAUUGCAUACGUCUUUGAGAAGACGCACAUUUUCCAGAUGAUGACGAAGCUUGCUGUGAAAUCCAGCAAGCGACGCAUAACCUCACACCUCCCCAUUCCUCCGACAGUCUUCUUGAAGGUCGAGAAACAGAGAGAGGCGUUGAUUCUAAGAGUCCUGGAAUUUACCAACCGCACAGUUUCUAGGCUGGAACAUGUAGCGACGUCGAACAACUGCGUGUCUGCAGCUAUUAUUCUAGGCACGUUGUCUGUACUCCUUGCAGAUCUUCGUCUUCUGGGCCACAAAGCAAGCCAGAGUUUCCAUUAUGCCAGUUUCGCCACCAUAUCCAAGGCUCUCAAUCAGCUGAAUAUUGAAAAAACACCUUCUAUUCGGCACCAAAGCGAUCAGCUCAUGUCUCGAGGCCUUAGAGAGGGGGAUAAAGGGGCUUCAACUGUGUGA